GAAUGUCAGUGCGGUUGCCGCCUCCAUACACCUAAGUUAUUAUAAUGUUAACAUUAAACAAAGUCUAGAAAUUAUUACUUAAUAUAAUCUAGAUUAUUAAUUAUUGUUUCCACGUCGGGUGUGAGCAUCAUGAGUGAUUUUUACUACAGUGACAGUUAUUUUCAAUUAGAGCUAAAUCUUCAGGAAACAAGACGUGAACUAAUAGCCUUGAUAGAAGCCUGCGAACUGAAAGACAGCGCCAUCUAUAUUGAAACAGAAUGUUUCUCAGACACAGAACAUAAAGGAAACGAUCAACAGUCUAAUAUACCACCAGGGGCUGAUCUACUGCCUAAACCAAAGUGGGAAAACCCAAAACCCUUGCCUGCAGAAGAAUACAAAUAUGACGUACAAUCUUGGCUGCAAAUGGGUUCACUUAAUCAACUUAACCCUUCCACUGCUUACAAGAAAUCCGAAAACAUAAAGACACCAUCCAAUAUCAAAUCAAUAAACAUGGAUUCGCCCGGAAAAGAAUUUUGUUUACAAUUCGCUGAUAACUCAUACAAUUUAGACUUCAUUAUGAAGACAAACAUUAGUAAAACUAAUAUGAACAGGGAUAGUAAAUUAACUGUUGAUGCUUUCUUCAAAAGCUUUAAGGAAACCAAAUCUGCCUUGAAACCAACCAAACUGUCUUUUGAUCAACUAACACAAUCUCCAAAUACAAGCCGUGAAUAUGCUUAUUUCUAAUUACCUUGAAACAAUUAAAUUUGUUUGCAAUUUA
Messenger RNA from Papilio xuthus (Asian swallowtail), 757 nucleotides. RefSeq lists its product as uncharacterized. Lineage: Eukaryota; Metazoa; Arthropoda; Insecta; Lepidoptera; Papilionidae. The record is from RefSeq and is a predicted model, not a curated record. Bases 130 to 723 code for a protein of 197 amino acids. The transcript is spliced from 2 exons.